UCGUUAGCUGAAGAAAGCCCUUAUGCCGGACCUCCAAGUACCAAAAUCGACCAGGCGUGGAGCGACCUCCUCGAGCAUGUCAACAUACAUGCCUCUGACGCUGAGCUUGCGGAGGCGAACCAAACGUCCGUUGCGCUCCCCAACGGGCAGGGCUCCUUGGUGUGGAUGGACGUCAGCCACCAGCUGCACUGCGUGAAAUACUUACGCCAAUGGAUCUACCGCGAUCACUACCACCCUAACGUAGGGCCUGACGAGGAGCCGCACUGGCUAUUGCACACAGAUCACUGCCUUGACCUGAUCCGCCAGGCCUUGAUGUGCCGUGCCGACACGUCAUUAAUGACGUUCGAAUGGGCAGCCGGGAGGCGGGAGCCGAUGCUCAAGCUGCAGUCGCCUGAGCACGCCUGCGUGGACUGGGAGGACCUGAUGGACAAGGUGCGGGCCCGCAGGGUCAGCCAUGCGGACAUGGCACUGCUA
This is a messenger RNA of Trematosphaeria pertusa, 474 nucleotides long. RefSeq lists its product as uncharacterized. The transcript is spliced from 2 exons. Gene Ontology annotation, biological process: mycotoxin biosynthetic process. The annotation marks the transcript as partial. Lineage: Eukaryota; Fungi; Ascomycota; Dothideomycetes; Pleosporales; Trematosphaeriaceae. The record is from RefSeq and is a predicted model, not a curated record.